AAUUGCGCGACGAUCCAGUAUCUCCGGCUCUUGACCCCACCGCCAUUGGACUCCUUUGUCCCCCCUCUGCCACUUUUAAAAGUCUUUCUCUCCUUUUACAGUCUUUUUCUUUUUUGUGGUCUCCAAGAUGCCCGCUACGGCGUCCCGUGCCGUUCUUCGGCAAUCGCAGUUCCUGACCCGGAGGACCGCUGUCAGAUACGCCUCUUCCACCUCGGAGACUGCUCAGAAGGCUGGUGAGGCUGCAUCCUCUGCUGCCUCCAAGGCGUCUGAGGGUCUCUCUCGUGUCACAUCGACCGCUGGCCCCGCUCUUUCGAAUGCCGCCCAAGGCGUCGGCAGUGCUCUGAGGAAGGUUGGUGGAAGGACCGGAAAAGUCAUCGCUUUCGUCGAUUCUAUGAUACCCCCCACCCUCUACUACGGCAAGGUCGGCCUUGAACUCGCCAAGCUCGUUUUCCGUGGACAGAACAUGACUCCUCCCAACCUGGCUACCUUCCAGUCCUUCUACCAGCCUCUGCUCAACGCUUUCCGCAGCCCUGCCGCCCUUAAGAACGCCAACUUCGUGUCGCCGGGAGACAUCGCCGCCCGUGUCCGCAAUGCCAACAAGAAGGAAAUCGCCCUGGCCGGUGUUACUCUCGCGGAGGUUAUCGGAUUCUUCACCGUCGGUGAGAUGAUCGGUAGAAUGAACAUUGUCGGCUACAGGGGCCACCCUGAGCACCACGGAGACCACUAGAUCACCCGCAAGCACUAAUGCAUGGCCUGUCUUUUUUAUAUUUCCUUUUAUCACUGCGUUCUGUACUAUUGUAUGAUAGACGAUGGAAUUUAACUGUUGUCUGAGGUAAAUCACGCACUUUUGGAGGAUCCCCUCUUCUCCCUUGGAUGCUUCACUCUAAGGGCGAUAUACAUGUCAACUGUUGCUCUUCUUGUUCUUUUCCUAUUCUACCUGUGUCAAAAGUGGAAGUCGUAUAGAGAUGUCCGUCAAUUAUGUGUUAGACGUGCGUUUGAAUUGAUCAUUCGUUUCUA
Molecule: messenger RNA, 1017 nt
Organism: Aspergillus nomiae NRRL 13137
Lineage: Eukaryota; Fungi; Ascomycota; Eurotiomycetes; Eurotiales; Aspergillaceae
Product: F1F0 ATP synthase subunit g
Exons: 3
Coding region: 128-727 (199 amino acids)
Biological process (GO): proton motive force-driven ATP synthesis
Molecular function (GO): proton transmembrane transporter activity
Source: RefSeq, a predicted model, not a curated record